Ostertagia ostertagi is the source of this 459-nucleotide messenger RNA. The record is from the annotation of a GenBank genome assembly. Lineage: Eukaryota; Metazoa; Nematoda; Chromadorea; Rhabditida; Trichostrongylidae.
AUGCAAUACGAUAAUGGUUCGCCGGGACUCAAUAUUCGACCACCUCCUGCUCAGGAAAACAGAAUGAUGGGGACCUAUGACCCAAAUUAUCAAACAUUAGCCGGUUUGAACAACGACGAAGUAUUUAAGCCGAAGGCUGGAGCACCUGCAGCUCCGAAUGCAGUUCCGAAUGCCGGCAAUGUGAACAUCAGACCUCCAGCAGAGAAUAAAAUGAUGGGAACUUAUGAUCCAAACUAUCAAACGCUAGCCGGAAUGAACAACGAAGAUGUAUUCAAACCAAAGGGUGGAGGUGACAUGGCCGCAGGCGGAGGAGGAGGCGGUAACAUUAGGCCUCCACAGCAGAACAGAAUGGCAGGCACUUAUGAUCCCAACUACCAAACCUUAGCUGGAAUGAACAACGACGAUGUUUUCAAACGAAAGGUUUGUGACGCUUUAUGCGUUUCUGGGUUGGGACUCUAG